Megalops cyprinoides (Indo-Pacific tarpon) is the source of this 1483-nucleotide messenger RNA. RefSeq names its product inhibitor of growth protein 4-like. NCBI's taxonomy places the organism in Eukaryota, Metazoa, Chordata, Actinopteri, Elopiformes, Megalopidae. Bases 24 to 776 code for a protein of 250 amino acids. Gene Ontology annotation, biological process: regulation of DNA-templated transcription; positive regulation of apoptotic process. The record is from RefSeq and is a predicted model, not a curated record. The transcript is spliced from 8 exons. Gene Ontology annotation, cellular component: nucleus.
AGCUGUUGUUUUUGUUAUCCAAGAUGGCGGCGGGGAUGUACUUAGAACACUACCUAGACAGCAUAGAGAAUCUGCCGUUUGAGCUGCAGAGAAAUUUCCAGCUGAUGAGAGACCUGGACCAACGGACUGAAGACCUUAAGGGACAGAUCGACUCCCUGGCACGUGAAUACACAGCCAAUGCGCGGACGCUGUCUUCAGAACAGAAACUGUCCCUCCUGCGGCAAAUCCAGCAAUCCUAUAGCAAGUGCAAGGAAUUUGGGGAUGACAAAGUGCAGCUGGCUAUGCAGACAUAUGAGAUGGUGGACAAACACAUCCGGAGGCUGGACACUGACCUGGCUCGCUUUGAGGCUGACCUGAAGGAGAAGCAGAUUGAGAGCACUGACUAUGACUCCACCUCCAGCAAGGGCAAGAAGAGUGAGUCGCGGGGGCCCAAAGAGAAGAAAGUGGCUCGAACUCGGUCAAAGGUGAAGAACUCUGAUGAUGAUGGGAGCCCCAAAAACGGACAGAAGAAAGUCAAGCUGAUUCAUACGGGGGAGUUCAAUGCCCCUUCAGUGAAUUUUGGGAACGUCCACCCUUCUGAUGUGCUGGAUAUGCCGGUGGACCCGAACGAGCCCACUUACUGCCUGUGUCACCAGGUGUCCUAUGGAGAAAUGAUUGGCUGUGACAACACGGAUUGCUCCAUUGAGUGGUUCCACUUUGCUUGUGUGGGACUGACGACCAAGCCCAGGGGAAAAUGGUACUGUCCACGCUGCUCACAGGAAAGGAAAAAGAAAUAAAGAGAGCAACAGACAGAGGGGCACAAAGUCAGAGAAUGAGUUUGAGAGGAGAGGGGGAUAGAAGUUUUUUUUUUCCCCCCUCACUAGGUAGAAAUAAUGUGUAGUCUGUCUUUCCCCCCCUCUGCAGAAUUUGGUGCUUGUGUUGCCUCAUAUUUGCUUUCCCAUCUCUCUCUCACAGGGAAAGAAAAUGUGAUGGAGGGGUAGCUACAGCUGUAGUUUCAGUUUUGGGAUCAUGUUUUUUCAGUGAUAACAAUAAGGAUGAUGAUCAUGAUUAUUGUUAUUGUGAUUUUUUUUAAUGUUAUUUUGAUGUUAUUUUUACUGAGUUUAUGGAAAACUGACAGAGAAACACAAGCAGCAUUAAUGAAGCACCAGUAAUCCCUGCCCUAUACGGUACACCACAACAUACUGUAUUCUGUUCAUCAGGACUAUCCAAAUGUAGUAUGCAGAACUGGAACAUGUUAAAAGGGACAGUGCUGGACUGUGGUAUACAAUACUAUACGCUUGUACAGUACUGAGCAAUAGUUUCCUAUCUCAGCCAUUGCUGCGUUGUAUUCAUUUCAGCAGUAUUAUAUUUGGACUCAAAUUAUUAUGCCUUUGGUAUAUGACUGGACCGCACUAUUCUAUACUGUGCUGAAUGGAACUAGGUGGGAUGGGACUGGUGUAUGGGAAAAGCUAUUGUAUAUAACUGAGAGAAAACAGUAAGAAAA